This is a messenger RNA of Zootermopsis nevadensis, 2228 nucleotides long. RefSeq names its product N(alpha)-acetyltransferase 30 A. The record is from RefSeq and is a predicted model, not a curated record. NCBI's taxonomy places the organism in Eukaryota, Metazoa, Arthropoda, Insecta, Blattodea, Termopsidae. Gene Ontology annotation, cellular component: NatC complex. Gene Ontology annotation, biological process: N-terminal peptidyl-methionine acetylation. Gene Ontology annotation, molecular function: protein-N-terminal amino-acid acetyltransferase activity.
CACUGUUUGUUAUUUCAGUGAAUAAAUUCAUUAUUUAAAUAAUGAAAACAUAAAAAUCUGUCCCAGAAACCUGUACGCAAAAUCCAAUAUGGCUGAACAUUGAUAAAGUUGGGCUAUUUCAUAACUUAGAAUCAGCACGAACGAACAAUUUAAUUGUGACCAUAAUGGCUGAUAUGUAGUGCAGGGAUUAACAAAUGACUCUUGUAUUUGAAUGCAGGUAGUUGAUAAUUUUAAAACCCGUAGUCAAAAUGGACGAUACUUUUGAGCUUUUGGAUACUGAAGGUUCUGUUGCCCAAGUGCAAUCUCAACAUAAGACCAGUGCUUCAAAACAGAAUAUCAACAGCAGUAAAGGACUGGAUGAUCCGAAGAUACCAAAAGAAGAUAAAAACUGUAACCUAACUAUUAUACCUUCCGCACCAAAGUUAUCCCCCGAACAAAAUGAAGACAAAUUGGCAAAAAUUUCUCAAGUUUCUGCACACUUAAAGGAAAAACUCAGUUUGAAAUGUGGAACAAGUGUGAAUGGAAUUGUGAAUGGUUUGGGUGUAGGCGUUGAUCUGUCCCAUACAACAGAAUCUGAACAUUUCUCAAUUUCAAAUGACAAAACUUCGAACUCUGGAACAUCUAGUCAUUGUGAUACGUGUGACAAAAUUAGUAUUGAUGGUGAAACUAAUGCCACAGACUAUAAAUGUGUAUCGAACUGUAUGCAGAGUCAUCCAGAUAAGCUAACUACAUCUAGUGAAAACGUAAAAUGUAAUGAUGAUGUAUCCAGGAUUGACACAACAGAUACAAAAGAUGAUGUUAAAUAUGUGUCCUACAAAUCUGAGCUUCAGAUGCCUGACAUUAUGAGACUUAUUCAAAAAGAUCUUUCAGAACCAUACUCUAUAUACACAUAUAGAUAUUUUAUACAUAACUGGCCAAAAUUGUGUUUUUUGGCAAUGCAUGGCAACGAAUGUGUGGGUGCCAUUGUGUGCAAAUUGGAUGUUCAUCGGAAGGUUGUGAAACGAGGUUACAUAGCUAUGUUGGCUGUUGAUGAAAAAUACCGGAAAAGAAAAAUAGGUUCAAAUCUAGUUUUGAAAGCAAUCCGAGCCAUGGUUGCAGAUGAUGCAGAUGAGGUUGUUCUAGAGACAGAAAUCACAAACCGCCCAGCUUUACGCUUAUAUGAGAAUCUUGGCUUUGUGCGAGACAAAAGGUUGUUCCGGUAUUACUUAAAUGGUGUUGAUGCUUUACGCCUAAAAUUGUGGCUGAGAUGAAGAUAACAUCAGAACUUCCUGAGGAAAUAGUUUGUAAUAUAUUAACUCAAAUACAAGAUCAAGGGCAGUAAUUCAGCAGACAUUGUUCUUAUGUACAGACUGUUGUUGAAAGCCACUAAUUCAGUUCCAUAAUUUAAUAAUUUUACAAACCAGGUCAUUGUAACUUGUAUCUUGUAUUUGAGUAAAUAUGGUGUUAUUGAUUUUGUUACUACGUAACAAUAAAAAUAUAAUUUCUAAUGAAACAAACUAGUUGGCUACAUGCUGUCUUAGAAGGAAAGGAGAUUGUUGCUCUGCUUGCUUUCAAUGUGAACAGUGAAUUGCUUGAUUGGUCCAAACAAGUUUUACAAGCCUACACCUGUAAAUGUCACAAAGUAAAUAUUGUAAUUUGCAUUGUAUAAAAGAGAACACACUGAACAGGUGUGAAGGUUGAUGAAUACAAGAACACAUUUUUCAGUGUUUACUUUGUUUUAUGUUUGACAAUUGGCAUUGGGAUAAGGAUUUCAACCUUAAUUUCUUUAAAGACAGACAUUUACUAUGUAUUUCUUCAGAAAAUUAUAAUAAAAGAAAUAUACUACAAAAAUGUAAAUUUGUAUUUAACAUCUAUAUGGUUUAUACUUCAUUACUAUGCAAAUAACAUGUCCCUUUAAAAGUGUUACUUAUUUAGCAGUAUACCCAGAAGAACUUAAUAUUUUGAGGAAAUUGUUCCUCAAAAGAUUUAGUACCUGUGUCUGAAGGUUUUAUUACUGUAUAAAAGAUCUAACCGUUUAGUUUGGAUAAUCUGUAAAUACCUACUUGUUACAUCUGUUUCAUUGAAUGUUAGUUAUUCAUAUAAUAUAGUUAUGUGUUUGAUGUGUGAAGGAUUGAAUUAUGUACUGUAUUUAUAGGUCAAAUUUACUAAAUGUUUAUAUUGUAAAAUAAAUGUAAAUACAUAAUUAUUUUUAUCACUCUGCUGGAAAUAUACAAUUACUGUCAAAAAUA